Messenger RNA from Oncorhynchus keta (chum salmon), 1230 nucleotides. Its product is annotated as circumsporozoite protein-like. The record is from RefSeq and is a predicted model, not a curated record. Lineage: Eukaryota; Metazoa; Chordata; Actinopteri; Salmoniformes; Salmonidae. Bases 107 to 790 code for a protein of 227 amino acids. The transcript has 7 exons.
GUGGAGAGCUCUCGGUUGGCGCGGCAGUUUGACACUGUGUGCAACUCUGCAGAACUCUUGUUUAUUUUUCAGCGUACUUUGUAUUGUGUUGAAGUGGAACGCCGGUAUGAGCUCUCUAGGUGGGGGGUGGAACGCCGGUGUGAGCUCUCUAGGUGGGGGGUGGAACGCCAGUGUGAGCUCUCUAGGUGGGGGGUGGAACGCCAGUGUGAGCUCUCUAGGUGGGGGGUGGAACGCCAGUGUGAGCUCUCUAGGUGGGGGGUGGAACGCCAGUGUGAGCUCUCUAGGUGGGGGGUGGAACGCCAGUGUGAGCUCUCUAGGUGGGGGGUGGAACGCCGGUGUGAGCUCUCUAGGUGGGGGGUGGAACGCCAGUGUGAGCUCUCUAGGUGGGGGGUGGAACGCCAGUGUGAGCUCUCUAGGUGGGGGGUGGAACGCCAGUGUGAGCUCUCUAGGUGGGGGGGUGGAACGCCAGUGUGAGCUCUCUAGGUGGGGGGUGGAACGCCGGUAUGAGCUCUCUAGGUGGGGGGUGGAACGCCGGUAUGAGCUCUCUAGGUGGGGGGUGUAUCUUUUGGGAGCGCUCCUGUCAUUGAUCACAUGGUGUGAUAGCAACAUUUUUGCGAAGCUUUGCCAAACAAACCAACCAUCAGGUGUAUCCGACAGACAAUCCUGUCAACAGCUAAGACCCCCUCCUCUCUGUGCUUUACACUGCAGCACUCCUCUUCUCCCCAAUGCAGUCCCUUUGAUGUUCAGUGGCGCUGGACUACUACUGACCUGCCAGACAUGUUUGGGUUGACAUUGUAGUUAAAGGGAGGUUGUUGUUUGAACUGUAUUGAUUUGGUGUGGAACUAUUGACAUUUGGCCGAGAAGAGUAGAACAACCCCCCUCACUCACUGGGAGGUAAUACCGAAUAUUGCAAAUUCUCUAAGGGUUAUGAGUGGGUUCUUUCUGUGUCAAUUGUUUCUAUGAAGUUGCCUUUUAAAUUGCUCUGCCAUUAUUAUUGUGGGAGGUAUUAUUGGUUGGGUCACCGCUGUGCUGUGACAUGUGUUUUAUAUGGUGUCUUAUCCUUUCUACUUGCCAUCUGACCAACAGUCUCCAGUCUAGACAGUCUCUUCUGCUGAUGUGUGUUUCUGGUAGCAGAACUAUCUAUCCUAUUAUUUGCCUUUCAGCAGGGUUGAUACAUGCCUGCCUGGCGCCAGAACAAAAAUUAUUUUAUUUACCCAUCUAACAAUACUG